This is a messenger RNA of Aplosporella prunicola CBS 121167, 1746 nucleotides long. RefSeq lists its product as uncharacterized. NCBI's taxonomy places the organism in Eukaryota, Fungi, Ascomycota, Dothideomycetes, Botryosphaeriales, Aplosporellaceae. The coding region runs from base 1 to 1746 and encodes 581 amino acids. The transcript has a single exon. The record is from RefSeq and is a predicted model, not a curated record.
AUGGCUGUUCCUAUGGUCCCUGGCGGUGGGGAGAAGCCAGGCAAGCAAAAAGCAAACUCCGGAGUAACCAAGGCACCUCAUCUUACCUCUUUUGCAAAGACGUAUCACGGCUUCUGUUGCCGCAAAGUUCCAAGCUCCAAUCUUGACGCUGGCCUUGAGCCCUCUUGGGCAAAUGCCUAUUAUACUUCGCUUCCGUUUUCCAGCGAGGAGCUGGCGCGUAUAAUCAACAAGCGUUACAUCAAUGGAAAAUAUGAUCGCACGGUCUGGGAAGAUUAUCAGGCGCUUAAAUCAAGAUUCCAGCGGCUGCGUAUAGACCGGUUGGUCGAGGAACAGCAGCGCGAUGAGCCGAACCCAAAUGUUGAGUAUGUUUUGGCCAGCAUACAUCCCGAGGUUAGGAAGAUCGCCAGGCCUGGACGAUACGAAAAAGAAACCACGGAAAUCCAGGUCAUUCUGAGAAGGCAACCGAAGCCCAGCAUCGAAGGUGGCUCUCCUCUUGGCGUGAGAGAUGCCCACAACUUGCCUGGAAGAGUAAUUGGUGCGGAGCCUGUUCUUGAGACAGAGCCUUCUGUAACAACACAAAAGAACUCGAAGGGCGGAAAGGGUAAAAACACAAUGACCGCACCCGACCCUAACAUCGGGGAAACGCCACUUCCAUCUCCGCCUCCACCUCCGCCUGCAGAGAUGGCACCACACCCGCCACAUCCGCCACCUCCGCCACCUCCAUCUUCCGGACCAAUAGGACCAUCAUCAGUGCUCCAUGGAAGAACCCCACCGCCACGGAUGCCGGUUCGUAUGGACCCUCAUGUUCCAUGUAGCCAGGCUCCACCUCCUGUGCUAGGCGACCCAGGCCCACCCCCUCGGCCGGUUCCGUUGUUGUCUGGAGGUGUAGAUCGCCCCAGAUCUCCGCGUUCAGACCCACAUCCUCAGAUACAGCACGGCUUCCAAACAGAGGCCAUGCACUCCAUCCCUCCCACCCAGGCUCCUAGCCAACCUCAUACUCAUGGCCAACUCGGAGUACAAGCACAAGUCCCCAUUGACCAUGCGGACGGCCUCCAGGUACCAGGACAACAUGCCAUAAAUCUACCACCAUCCGGAUUACCCAGAGAACAGCCAAUUCCGCAACACAACAGCGGACCUCAAUAUCCAGGUUCAGCCCAGCGACUUGGUCAGCAGACUCCCUGUCAACCGAACCACACAGUUCAACGAAUUCCUUCUGAAUUUCAGCAGGCCCAUCCUGGAGCAGAAAAAGCUUAUCCUGGAACACAAAAAAGCCCUACUGAAGGCGACCGCCGUCGUCCAGUCCAGGGUUUUGUUCCUAAUGGGAUGUCGAAUGGUCUCAACCAUGGAUUUCAUAGUUCCUAUGGUCGAGGUGUCCAUAUGAACUCUUACCAAGCCGAUGACUCAUAUGACAGUGAAGAACUUGGUGAUCUUGAAGGCCUUGAAGAGCCUGAAAUGUUACCAUUCCGAAAGACUUCCAAGAGGACAUUCGGGCGACCUGCAGACCUUCCACCUUUACCGCAACAACGGCAGGUCAGGCCACAAACAUCUCAUCAAAACAUCAACAUUAGCAUUGGCAACAAUAACGGCCGCAAGAGUGAGAAAUCCCGCAGGGAUCGCAAAGGUCGCUCUCCGCACAGCUCUUCAUCCGACGAAGGUUCGCAGCGCUCAUAUCGCUCGCGCAACAGCGUGGAAAGCACAUCGGGGUCGUCUCAUCGUGACCACAGUCCUUAUGAUCCACGAACUUGA